AUCGGUCGAACCCGUCCCGAACCCGCCUGCUCAGGUCCAGAGCGGGGGGCAUCAAGCAUCGCAUUGGACAGACUUCUGCAAAAUAUAUUACCUCGUUGAUAGACUUCACCACUCUUCGGCCGGACGCCUCUGGGCACCAUAUACAGUAUACACGGAUAAGCGAGCCUGCAUAUACACGCUACUGCACUGCACGACAUUGGCAGGCCGCAGGACGACGAACGUCACCCGUAUGACAGAGCACUCCUAGGCAUCGUCUGCGAGGAUAGUUGUUGCACAGUUGCGCGCCGUGCAUACAAAGAAGCCUUUCGCGCCGCCGCCGCCAUGCCUCGUGAUCUGUCUUCGCUCCUGUCACAGGCGACAGACGACACUCUCGACAGCAUGCCUCAGCUGUCAAGUCAGAAGCAGGAGGGUCCGCCGCUGCAAACCCCAUUUCUUUCAUCCAACGACGACGAUCAGGACCAGGAUUCCGAUGCCACCGAAUACAUGGACGAAUUGGGGCAGAGCAAUGAGAAGCGCGACCCUCUCCAUCCCUACACGCAGACCCUCUCGCUUUCCGAUGUCGAAAGCUGUGUCCGCCUAGAAGACGCCGCCUUUCCGCCAGCUGAAAGAGCCUCUCGGGAAAAGUUCCAAUACCGGUUGAAGAAUUGCGGCGAGCUGAGCUUGGGAAUCUUCACCUCAGAAGAGAACUCCGAAGCAACGACCGCCUCAACCGCGUCACCAGCCUGGAGCGGAGCUCCGGAGCGCAAAUCCAUCCUUCUGGGGCAUAUUGUAUCGACAAUGACCACCAGUUCGACAGUCACAGACGAUGAUAUGAGCAUUCCCACAGCCGACAAUCCAGACUCCAAGCUUGGCCACAAGCCUGAAGGUCGGACGGUCUGCAUACACAGCCUGGCGGUCCUGCCAGAGUACCAAGGGCGCAGUCUCGGUGGCACGCUCAUGAAAGCCUACUUGCAUCGACUAAAGACUCAGAGUGUCGCAGAUCGAGCUGCUCUCAUUGCUCACGACCAUCUACUACCGUACUACGAACGAUUUGGCUUCAAGAAUCUCGGGCCGAGCAAGGCGCAAUUUGGUGGUGGAGGAUGGUACGAUAUGACUGUCGAACUGGACGCCCUAGAAGACGAUGAAUGAUCGUUUUUGUCCGCCAUGCUUGUGAAACUGCUAGAUUGAGAUCUAGUGAAAUUUGGAAACUGCAGCAGCACUUGCGUGCCUGACACUUGCAACAGGCCGGCGCUCUCCAUGCCAGCUGCUAGAACCGCUUUGGGACGACACAUUCGAUCAGGACCACGUUGAUACCAUAUUGCAGUUGGAAAAUUGCAC
Molecule: messenger RNA, 1317 nt
Organism: Cercospora beticola
Lineage: Eukaryota; Fungi; Ascomycota; Dothideomycetes; Mycosphaerellales; Mycosphaerellaceae
Gene: PAA1
Product: polyamine acetyltransferase
Cellular component (GO): cytoplasm
Molecular function (GO): aralkylamine N-acetyltransferase activity
Source: RefSeq, a predicted model, not a curated record